AUGGCCGACUGGCCGUGUGAACCAAGUCAGGGCCCCAUAGCGAGUCAACGGAAUGUCUCCUGCCGCCAUCGACCAGGUCAAGCCAACCCCGCCCAUUGGCAUUGCCCACUGUCAUUCAGGGCCAGCGCCAAAUGUAAUGCGACUACCGCGGCGGCAUUGAUUGAUUCAUGGGAUGGGCCACAAAGGAUGAGGCGCCCUAUGCUAGGACGAGACGACUAUGCCAGAUGGAGGACCGCCCCAAACGAAGCCAACGCAAACCAAGUUGCCCAAAGGAGACGAGGGCCUAGAGCAAGGCGCCAGAAACAGAGAAAGCCCCAAAAAGGGAGCAGCCCCAGAUGGUACCAAAGUCUGUCGCACCUCCCCCGAGGCGCACCUGGCUGUUGGUUGGUGACGGCUGUGCUGUCGUCGUGGCUUCUGGUGAGGGCGGCUGCUGCGGCGGCGUUGGCGUUCCCUUGUCCCUAUUCCCACGGUCUCCGUACGUAG
Molecule: messenger RNA, 483 nt
Organism: Ilyonectria robusta
Lineage: Eukaryota; Fungi; Ascomycota; Sordariomycetes; Hypocreales; Nectriaceae
Exons: 2
Coding region: 1-483 (160 amino acids)
Source: RefSeq, a predicted model, not a curated record